Messenger RNA from Cryptotermes secundus, 11622 nucleotides. It is a transcript of the gene Cda5, whose product is annotated as mucin-12. The record is from RefSeq and is a predicted model, not a curated record. Gene Ontology annotation, cellular component: extracellular region. Gene Ontology annotation, molecular function: chitin binding; hydrolase activity, acting on carbon-nitrogen (but not peptide) bonds. The transcript has 23 exons. Bases 516 to 8954 code for a protein of 2812 amino acids. Lineage: Eukaryota; Metazoa; Arthropoda; Insecta; Blattodea; Kalotermitidae. Gene Ontology annotation, biological process: carbohydrate metabolic process.
AAGUCAAAGAAAGCCGUCUUUGUCGCGUUCCCAUUUCUCUUCAGUCUGCGACCAGCUUGCCAGGUAACCGGGUCGACUGACAGCUGCAGCCAUUGCCUCUCUCUGCAGUAGUCGCUUUCUUCCUGCUGGCGUCUGCCUACCUCAGGAUACUCAGACCUGGCGAAGCUUCCAGCCGCGCGGACUUUCUCCCCUCGCUCCACACACCAACAAUACCGCGUAAUUAUCAUUUCUGUCAUUGUUAUCGUCGUUAAAAAGACGUAUAUAAUCCGACGCCAGUGUUAUUACGUAGCAAAAUAACAAUUACUUCGAAUAUUUCACAAAUGAAUUUAAAUUGAAUCGAAAGUGAUAUUCUGGUGAAGGAAGAGAAACCCGAAUAAGGUGUUUGUCUGUGUUUUGUGACUAGAAAUUUUGUGGAAAGAGUGGUGAAUUCGGGGGAAAGUUAUUCUCACCGUCAACUGAACUUAAGAAGGAUUUUAUGGACUGGUAUUUUAUUUACACAACUUGAACAAAAAGAUAUGGGAUUUAGACACAUUCAGAAGUUCAUAAAUGGAGCCGUAGCAGCCGCCUCCAUCCUCACUCUCCUUCUCGAACCAAGUGUGGGCCAGCAGAGGAGGGGCCGUGUUGGCGCGAGUGGGCAGCAGGCUGUGGAAUUUGACUGUCCAGAAGAUUUUGGCUACUAUCCACACCCUAGUGACUGCACACAAUACUAUGUCUGUGUGUUCGGUGAUGCACUGCUUGAGUCAUGUACUGGAGGGCUUAUGUACAGCCAUGAGCUCCAGACUUGUGACUGGCCACGCAAUGUUGGAUGUGGAGCUGAUGGUGAAAGUGCAACAAUCAGCACAGUUAGGGUCACUGAUCCCAGGACCAGACAAACCACUCCCACAGGGUCAUCAUCAAGGACUGUAUCCAUCUCUAGAGGACAACAGCAACAGCAGCAACAGCAACAACGGGAACAACAACAACGCCAGCAGCAAGAAGAGAUUGCAAAGCACCAACUGUAUGCUGAUGACCUGGGUCCUGCAGAGGAAGUAGAGAGUGACCGGCAACAAAGAGUGUACAGAGGUCAACCCUCAACUGUUGGGCAGGUCGCAAGAGACAGGGAUGGCCUCCGACACCAGGUCACCAACGCAAUUCCAGCUCCUCCCGGCAGGGUUGCCAGCGGAGAGAAGAUUGGCGUAAUCUCAUUUGGCACCCAACAGCAACAGCAGCAGCAGGAACAACAGCAAUACAGUUUUGACGAGGUGACUCUGGACGACAACUUUCUCCUGACCAAUGAGACACAUCAGCGCAGAAGAGAGAAGCGGCAAAUACGAUACAGUAGGUUCCCAGGCCAGGGUGGUCCAGUGUUGCAAUUAGACCGACCAGAGCUGAAUACAUUAUCGCUAACUGUGCCGGUGCUCAGCAAUGGAGCCAACUACAAUAGUUACAAAACCUUUGGGCCUGCCAAUACCAAUGAUAUUCCAGUUCCAUCUCCAUCUGUGAGGCCAUCCAAUCCUGCUCCUCCCCCCUCCUCUGAUAAUAACUACAGGCCGAUCCCUAACAACGUCCCAAAUGCUGACAUCAGACAUUUCCGAAGUCCAGAGAAUUAUCUCACUUCAGGACAGAGACCACCACCUAAAAUACAAUUUACACAGACAAAUAAUAACUUCAAACCAAGACCUUCCCAGACACCAAACCCUGCUGUUUCUGCCUAUAAUUUGAGGCAGUAUCUAAAUCAGCCUCCAGAUCCUAAAAAUACAAAAUUACAGCUUCAACAGACAUCACAACUGAACACAGACUUACAGAAGCAGCAGCAGCAGCCUGUAGGUACAUCUAACAUAAACCUUAAUCAGCAAAAUAAUGUCAACUCACUUCUUCAAACUCUACAUCAAAAUGCUCAGUAUCUAAAUCCUGUUUUUCCUGUAAGAGGCCUAGGUCCUACCUCGUUUACAAACUUCCAACAGAUCUCAGACAUUUUUUCUAAUCCAGCAAGUCCUCCAACAUCCCUUAGCCCCAUAAAUCAUCAGCAAGUUUACAGCCAAACCAAAGCUGUGACCAGGGAUUCUUCUAUAUCAGGAAUUAAUUACCAUAAUCAAAAUCCACCAGAACAGGAUAGGUAUUCACAUCCUCUGUUUGACCGUCCUAACAUGGCUGUGCCCGCAGUACAGUAUGCACCUUCAAGCACAGACACUCCCACCCCAAUCCAGCAAUCUUCAUUUCAAAAGUAUGUGACAACACUCCAAAACCUUCCAGGUGGACAGACCCCAUUAGGAUUUCAAUAUGAUGCACUAUCAUCCGCUGAAAUACAUAAUCAUGAACAGCGGGAAACUAGCCAGCACCUUGUAUCACCUCCCCCACCACAACAGCAGACUGAACUACCACACUAUAAUCAAAACCAGCAACAAAUACAGCAAACAUGGCAGAAACUCCUACGGGAACAGCAGCAGCAACGUAAUUGGUCACCUGUGCCUCAACCCACAAAAUCACUCCCACCAACUUAUAACAAGCAUAAAAAAGAUACAUUUUCAGGCCCUUCACACUCUCUCAACUUUGAGGAUCAAAGUUCAGAACAACUAGAUUUACGGACUGAAGGUCCUUUCAGGCCAAACACAAGCCCAUAUGGUGAUAGUGAAAGUUUUGUGGGUGUUGUGUAUAAAGAUAAUAUCAGAGAAGUCUCAGACUUGUAUACAGAUCUGCCUUCCACAGCUGACCCAAGCUUCAAUGACCAGCUUGGAAGUAAUGACUACUUAAGGCCGCAAGCUGCCCCUCCCACAAGACAGCCAGCAAGGCAAAAAGCUAAUAUUCCUGACAAGAACCUCACAGAAAAACCAGAGAGAAAUACAAGGAGACCUCACAAUCGCAAACCUGUCUCCUAUCCACAAACAACCUCACGACAUAAUUUUGCUGUAGAAAGUGAUGGAAACCAAAAACAUGUAGUGCGGACUCCUGAUGUGGCACCCCACAGCGACACAACUUCCAUCCCACAUGGCAAAUAUGAGAGUCUCAAGCUACCAGCGCAAACCAAAAAUGGCAAACUGCACGGUAGUGAUAGCCAGGAAGAUGUCUAUGAGAGAAAACCAGAAGAUUACGAUAAAAAGGUAUCUUAUGAUGAAGACGAGACCCUGGAAGAGAAGAAUCCUGGAUCAAGAAAGCCAGAGCCAGAAAGAGAAUCACAGACAAAUUCUGACUUUCGGUACCGUAACAGAGGAAACACCCAUACAGAAACAAAGACUGGGAGAAAACGGCCACAAUACAAUACAGAGCAGAGUAACAGAAACAUUCCUCAGAAUCGAAAUAGACAACCUGUGAGACAAGAGACAUCAGAACAAACCUAUGAUGGAGACCUGCCUCAAACAGAAGAGUCCGCAUCAUCAGAUCAGCCUGACUCAUAUGAUACUGAGACACAUGAAAGUGACGGAUCUGCUUUAAGUGACAAGGACCAAGCAGAAACUAUCCCCCACUUAGAAACAACAACUGAAGACAGAUUUCCAGCUCCACCACCAGAGUUCUAUGAAGAGUUCAAUAAGUUCAAACAUAUUACAAACCCAUUUGCAAGUUUUGACUUUGACUUUGAUGCAUAUUUGGACAAACUGCGAGGAAAUCCCAAACCAGCUAGCGAGCAGGAAUCCUCUAAAGUUCAGAUCACAAACACAGAGCCUCCAGAAGUGAGUAACUAUGACACUGAGGGUGAUAAUAUUAAUUCCACUACAUAUCAAAACUCAGAGUCAACCACAACAACAGUUAAACCAAAUGUGCAGCAAGUUGACCAUACUGAGCCUUCAGGGCAGAGAACAAGUCAGGGGCUUACUAAAGAAUACAUAAAAGAAUAUUACCCACCCCCACCACGUAACGCCAAAAAUGUUUAUAAUGAAGAGAUAGGGGCACAUAAUGAAGAGGAUGAAAUUCAGAAACAUAACCAGCAGGGCAGACCAGCUGACACUGACACAGAAACUGUGAAGGGCAGUGCUUACCAAAGUGAACAUAUAACCAGCACAACACAUGCACCACAACUUGAAAUAGCCACAGUCAAUCAUCACAUAAAGCCUCAUCCACUGACAGUGCCAUUUUACCCUGGAGAAGAUGGCAACUUUUAUGCUAAUCCUGUUCACAUUCAGUCCCAGCAACCCGAGACUACCCUUGCUGGAAGAACACAAGACACUGUCCUACCAACAGUCACAGGGAACAGGUACUCUGUACAAGAGGAGAAUUUUGAUACCAUUCAGUCUACAGAGAGAAUCCCACAUACAACAAGCACUUCUAAAUCUUAUCUUCAGUCCCACAGGAAUUCUAAUGCCAACAAUCAUAAGUCAUAUGAGUCCACUGUAACAACUCCAUUCCCUGCAGGUAGAGACAAUGUAAAUCCACUGCAUCCAGUUCAUGUAGUUGUUACAACUCCUUCACGAGGUUCGAAACCUCCACGACGAGGGCCUAUAAGAAAUAUGCCACAGAACUCCAAGCACAUCUAUGCAAGCCAAACCAUGGAAACCAAUAAAGCUAAUGAUGGCUCUAGAAAGAACGCCUAUUAUGACAGUGCAUACCAUCAGCAACGUGUCACAAAGCCGAGGGUUCGAGUCAAAGCACCACAUACAACUCCAGCAUCAUCUCUGCCACAUCCAUUCACUGCAACUGCUUUCAGUAGCAAUAGGUACCAAUACCAAGGAGCUCAAAAGACAUCCACAGAGCACACAACACCCAGACCACUAGCAAACCCAGCUUCCAGCUUAACACAAAGUGAUACCAAUCCAAAGAAAACAGGUCACUCUUACAUUCACAUAUCAGGAGAAGAAAAUGACACCAUCAGACCGCUGAAAAUUUUACAAAAUGAAAGGACACCACAAAGCCAUAAGACACUAUCCACUGGUAUCUACAAUUCACCAAUUCUUUCACCAACCACGGAAUUCCUUUCCACAAGCAGUACAACACGAUACAAUGAUCCAAAAACUUACAACAGCUGGCAAAGCACAGUCCCAUACCAGCAGGAAGUCUCCAACUUUGAACUUACAACUCCAACACACUCAAAACAUAAAGUAACAGAUGACAAUUCUGAAAGCAGGUUCAACUCAGAAUCAGAUCUCACCACACCAUCUCUUCCAGAGUAUACAACUGUAACACUCAUUAAUAUGCAUGAUAUACCCAGUGAAAACACACCCAUUACAUACUCUGGGGUUCAGACAAGCACAAGACCAUCAAAUGAACUCUUAGAUUCAAUAUAUGACAUAGCAAAGACAAUGUUUAAGCCACAGUAUGAUACUGCAAGUGAUCCCAGCUCUGAGAGUGCUAAUCAAAAUCCAUUUACAAAGUUAAGCCUUUUCCAUCCUAAUGUUACCACUACUACAAUCUCUAGCAUCACUCACCUGAAACCAGGGCACCAAAGACCACUAAACCAAAUUCCCAGAGGUCCUGGAAUCAUGAAUCAUGUUAAUAAAUAUACCACAUCUGGUGCUGAUCACACUACACAUGAAACAUACACCACACGACACAGACCUUCCAAUGACCAUCCUAGUUUACCUGUAAGACAUAGAACCCACAGACCACUGACGAAGUCCCUGCAAAGUUCUGCUGCAAAUGUCAUUACUACCACCACGUCGCCUUCCAGCGAUAUACACACCACACUGAUAUAUCCUUCGCCCACACACAGCCAGCUACCAGUAAUGCCACGACGGCUUAGACGCCCACCUAAAGUUAGAUUCGACGUGACUUCAACUGAAGCAUACCCAGACAAUGACAAGAGUGAAUCAAUUGAAAGACCAUUACAACAUAAUGUCAACAGACUGAACAAGAUACCGCUGGGAAGUACCAUGACCGCAGCACCACACAGGGUGGAACCAAGUGUUACCCCGGUAACCUAUGCCCAGCAGCAAGCAGUACAAGUACCUGCCAAUGCAAAUGUGUACAACAACUCUCAGCGUUACAGCCCUACUCAGUAUGAUCCAUACUACAACAUUUAUGAUGAAGAUGUGGAGAUAUACAGAGAUGUUGACUACACUCAGUUCCCCAGCAAUCAGGGAAGCAGACAAACUAACGCAAACAACCAGCAGCCACAAUAUCGAGGCCAGAGCCCCUACAAACAACCACCUCAAGGACUGACACAACAGGGGCAGACAAACGCAGCCUAUGCACAACCCAGCCACAACACUCAGCAAGACGUGUAUGUGCAGAAUAUAGAUCCACAAGAAUAUAACGAAAACUACAAUACAGCGGCUGAUGACCAAACACAAUACAAGCAGCAGUCUGGAGUCCGUCAACCUAACAAGUCGUCAUCCCGCAAUGACAGGAAUGAACUGAAUUUUGCUCCACAACUGUCAAGCACAUCUUCAGCAACCAUUCCUCCUAUCACCACCAUCAUCACAACAGUAAGAACUACCACAGCAUCAUCAACCAUCAUCACAACAGUAGCUCCUACAAGACCACAGACGAGACUUAGGGUGGAUCCUACAAUCACUCCAAACAACAAGAAGUACAACGCCGUGCUAGCAGCCAUAGCCACUUCAUCACCUAAAGAUCAGGCAACACCUAUAUGGACAAGCACCACCAUCUUCCCUAAUGUCCCGGACUUCGAUACACCUUACCUACUCACACUACAGGAUUCCAAAGUCAAAUCCAACUCAAGGCAAGCCACCAACACAAACUCUCGGCAAAGCAAUUCCGUACUGCCCAAGUCUCGCAGAAUAACACUAGCUCCAUCUUCAUCUCUUGCUGAACUUUCCUCUACUGCAACAUCCAAACCAACUCAACCAUCCAGAUCUAGGAGUUCUUCCCGUCGAACUUCCCUGGAUCCCUCUACAGAAACAGCAACUGGGAGACGAGGUUCUGAGGGAGUCACACUCGGUGCUUCGUUGUCAGGAACUUCUAGAUCAGGCAGUCAAAGUGCUAGUUCAAAAAGUAAGGAGAGUGAUACUCGACGUACUGCUACCAAAUCUUUUACAAUUGGAGGCAAUACAAGCCCAACUUCAAAGGCUUUCUCACUAGAAGCCGAGAUCAGUGCUAUUGAAAAUUCUUUCACAUUGAAUAAUGCUACUCCUAGACGUGACGAGGAACGUGGACAUAGUGGUUUUAGAACUGAUCCAAAGAUUUCAACAAAAUUUCAAAGUCAGAUUCAAAGAGAUGCCAGUGAACCAGUACAAAGAACAAGGCUUGUGUCUGAAUCUGCAUCAUCCCUCUCUAGUGACUCAAACACUUCUCAAGAGCCUCUCAGUAGCCAAAGAUCUGCAGUCUCUUCUAGAACUCCUCAGUCUAGACAACCUGAAACUCUGGUAUCUCGCUCAACAUCAGAAACUCCACGCUACUUAUCUCAAAAUGCUGGCAGUGAGACUGUUUUAUCUCCUUCUGCCCAAAUUUCUACAUCCUCACAACGGAGUGAUUCGCGAAAUGAACCAAAUCCUACACCCUCAUCUUCAGCCUUGAGAUCCUCUUAUGAUGCCAGCCUGGUUGAGGCAGAUGAUGUGAACUCUGGGCUAUCACGUAAUUCAAUUGUCCAACAAUCAGAUGUUUCCAUCAACAAUAGAGCAAGGUCAAGAAGCAGUAGCCAAAGGAAACCUACUUCUUGUGCUGAUGCUGUAGAUACCAACUCAAAUGCAGGAUGCAACGAAAAACUGCCGAUUAGAUUAAGACCUACAACAGCUUCCCCUGACAGUCAGUCGACCCCUGCUCCUGCCAGAGGCAGCAAUACUGGAAGGACUCGUGGAGAUCCUUCAUACACCACAGCUAGUGGGGCAGAACCAAAUGUCAACCGUGGUACACCGGCCUCUGUCAGCCGUUCCCGACCCACUCUGAAGCCAUCAACUGCUAUUGUGUCCAAAGCUCAGGAAUUUGUGGAUAUAUACCGAUAUCCACCCAGAAGGCCUGAUCCUGUAUACCCAACACCACAGGUGGACAAAACAGCUGCUAAAUGUCGCAAAGAUGUGUGUCUUCUCCCUGACUGUUACUGUGGGGGCAAGGAUAUACCAGGUGGCUUUGCAGCAGAGGAGAUCCCACAGCUCGUUCUGCUAACAUUCGAUGACUCUGCAAAUGAUCUCAACAAGGGAUUGUAUACAGACCUAUUUGAAAAGGGACGCACAAACCCUAAUGGCUGCCCCAUAGCAGCAACUUUCUACGUAUCUCAUGAGUGGACGGAUUAUAGCCACGUCCAGAACCUGUACGCUUCUGGACAUGAAAUUGCAUCACAUUCCAUUUCGCACAGUUUUGGGGAACAGUUCUCUCAGAAGAAAUGGACCAGGGAGAUCGCUGGGCAGCAAGAAAUUCUUGCUGCUUAUGGUGGUGUGCGCAUGGAGGACAUCAGGGGUAUGAGAGCUCCAUUCUUGGCUAUUGGAGGUAACAAGAUGUUCAAGAUGCUGUAUGACUCAAACUUCACCUAUGAUUCAUCGAUGCCUGUUUAUGAGAACAGGCCUCCAAGUUGGCCGUACACACUGGAUUACAAGAUCUUCCACGACUGCAUGAUUCCACCCUGCCCCACACGUUCCUAUCCAGGUGUUUGGGAGGUUCCUAUGGUGAUGUGGCAGGACUUGAAUGGAGGGCGAUGCUCCAUGGGUGAUGCUUGUAGCAAUCCACCUACAGCUGAUGGAGUAUACAAGAUGCUUAUCAAAAAUUUUGAACGCCAUUACACAACCAACAGGGCACCAUUUGGCCUGUUCUACCAUGCUGCCUGGUUCACCCAGCCACAUCAUAAAGAGGGAUUUAUUGCAUUCCUUGACACCAUUGUAAACAUGCAAGAUGUCUGGCUGGUGACCAAUUGGCAGGCUAUUCAGUGGGUGCGUGACCCCACACCUCUGUCUCGCAUCAACAGCUUCCCACCGUUCCAGUGCAAUUAUCCAGAGCGACCCAGAAGAUGUAACAACCCCAAAGUAUGCAACCUGUGGCACAAGUCAGGUGUGCGAUAUAUGCGGACAUGCCAGCCUUGCCCUGAUGUCUAUCCAUGGACUGGCAAGACAGGAGUGAGAAACAGCAGAGUCGACAAUGAAAUUAUUGAAGAAUCAUAAGCCAACAAGAAAAGAGCACAACAGACUUCAUGUACAGCAUAACAUUUGUAUUAGAAAAAAUAACUUGUUCAAAAAGCCACACAGAAAUUAAACCCCGUAUUUGUGCACCCACUAAAUUUGAAAGACUUAUAAAUUAAUUUUAAACUUGUUUCUUCAUGAAAGAUUUAAUUUUGUUUCAAGUAUCUGUGCUCAAAGAAUGCCAGGCAUAACUUAAUCUUAAAUUUUAAUAAUGAGUUUGAGAGCUUAUUCUUUGUAAAUAAUCUAUCCAAGGGGUUAAUGCUGAAGAAACAAUAUAGUAAAAAUAAAUUGCCAUCAUAAGAACAUAUAAGAGAUUGAGCAAUAAAGUAAACUCAAAAACAGUACAAGCUGCCAGACAUGAAGAAUAUAUAAGAGAAAACAUGCCAUAUUCUAAAACAGCUUUAGAUAGUACAGUAGUCUCUUGCCAAUUGCAGGGACUGUGUUCCUGAAUAAACACUGCAUCUGGUAAGACCAGGGCUGUGUGGAAAAUGCAGGAUUACGGAAACAAUAUAACUGUCAAUGCUCAUCAGAGUUUAAGUUGCAUGUUUCUUCAAUAAACACAAAAAAAAAUACUGUAUGUAAUAACAUAUAAAAAUAAAUUAGACAUAAACUAUAAAAAGUCCCACAAAAAAGGCAAUGAAAUGCAAUGUUAAUCUAGAAGCGAGGUGUUUCAAUGCAAUUAGAGCCCUGGCCCCAGAAAAUGUGGAUCUCUUAGUGCCAAAGCUAACUUUCUCCAUAUGUAUGGAAAUUAAAAGCCACAUUCACAUAAAACUAAAUACUGUGGCAAACAAAACUGGAUAAAAAUGGGAAACUGUAGAUAUUUGAAAUUCAUAAUUGGCAAGGGAUUGCUGUAUAUAUAAAUUAAAAACUCAAAAAAUUUAUGACUACACAAAUGUAGUUAUUUUCUACAAAGCACAGUAUCAGCAAAGCUGAUGCAAUUUGAACAAAUUUUAGUGUGAAUUUCAUCCUUAACCAUGAAACACAUGACCAGCAACUUUCAGUUGGUUAGGUAAGAGUCAGCACAUUGUUCUAUGACUCUAAUGUACAUACAGAUACAUGCCACUCAAAGGUACUUCUUUGCAGGAUGUGAACAUACAUGGUGUAAUUUUGUUGGCAUGACACAGAAAUGAUUCAUUGAAGCCCUUUAACCGUUGAACAGAGAGAUACUUUUGGACCAAGAAUGAAAUUUGGGGUAUCAAAAAUUGGUGAUUGGGUAAAUAAUGUUUGCAAUAGAAAGUCUUUGUUAAUGGGGCAUAUAUGCUAGAUGAUUACAAUUCUGUCCUUGUUUAUAUGCUUGACACGUAAACCGAAAAAAUGUCUUCGUAUGUGGCCACUAUAUAGUAAUAAAAAGUUGAACGUUUAUUAAAAUAUAAACUACAGAAUUUUAAAUUCAAUUUAAUUGUAGCUGAAAUAUGGUCACCCUUUACUUAGUGUAGGGCAAGGCUGAUUUCCUGAACACAGUGAAGAUACGUGUAUCCUGAUGCUACUUCACUUACUUACACACGUAAAUUAUGAUGCUUGUCCUAAGAAACAAUUUAUGCAGUAUCACAAUAAUGUAAAAGGAGAUUUGGGGAUUAUCCAUUGAAAUGUGGGUAUCAAAGAUUAUACAUGCACAAAACAUGACCCUUCCACUUUGGGGGAAAAGCUCUAUGAACAACGUAUAUUUCAGCUUUGUAUAGAGAGCUCAAGCUAAGCACAUUCACUGUAAGGUUCGAUGAUUCAACUUAUGACCCUAUAUACAAUGUACUAACAGAUGCUUCAGUGCAGUAACAAUAUACUAAAUUUUUGGAAAAUACAAUUUUUUAAAUAUUUCAAAAAAAGUUAUGAUGUAAUUAAAGCUAAGUGACAUCUGAAAUAUUACCAGUUUUUAAUGUAUAUAGAGGAAAAAAACAGUUUCUUAGCUACAGAGAAAUACAUGAAUUUGUUGCAACUGUUUUCAGUUAGACUUUAAACUCUGAACAUUAUGCCCCACAAACAGAGCCUUUGAAAUACGAGUCUUCCGGUACUUAGUUGUCUCCACCGUAUAUGUAUGAUUGUGUGUAUGUAUGUAUUGUGUGCACAUCUGCUGCUGAUGACAGAUUGACAAGUGUAUUGAUGCUGCUUAUUAUAAUUAUUAUUUAUUGACCCUUUCGCCCAAUAAUUAUACCCAUGUAGUUUAACUAUGUAAAUGACAAAAAUGAAGUCAACUAUGAAGGUUAUUUAAUUAAUCCAAUGGACUAUGCAUGUGUGGCUUAUCAGCUGUAUUGUCUAUGAAAACAUAACCGAACAUUUACUUCCAUUUAUAUACACAUAUAAACACACUGCAAUAAAGGCCUUCAAAAUGAAAAAGUUUUCUUAAGUAACAACAAUAUACACAAUUUAUCAAAGCAAUUAUGCAAUUAAAAACAAGCUUAGAUAUAGCCACCAUGCAUUCUCUUGGAUGAAGAAUGUUGAGAAACGCUGAAUGUAUAUAAGGUAAAGGCAACAAGUAGUGUUUGGAGGUGAACAUGCCCAUGGUGCCGUAGAUUGUUGCCAUUCUUUGUUUUGAUCAACUUCUCAAAUAAAUAUUUUAACUACUGAGCUAACACAAAGAAAUUCUGUAGCAUUACCAUUUCAAUUAGGUUCAUUCCAUGUCUGUUCUUUCAGCAAGUAAAUGUUUGUAACACUGAAA